Molecule: messenger RNA, 165 nt
Organism: Plasmodium inui San Antonio 1
Lineage: Eukaryota; Apicomplexa; Aconoidasida; Haemosporida; Plasmodiidae
Exons: 1
Coding region: 1-165 (54 amino acids)
Source: RefSeq, a predicted model, not a curated record
AUGAUUACAGAAUUAUUGAUCAUAACUAAGGUAUCUUCCAGCCAAGACAACACGAUAGAAGAAAAGGAGCAAUCCAGGAGGACCACCAGGGAAGGCAACUAUAAGAUUAGGAGUAUGAAAGAGUCGAUUAAGCCAUAUAAAGCCAUCGAUGCGGAAGAUUACUAA